Coregonus clupeaformis (lake whitefish) is the source of this 1700-nucleotide messenger RNA. RefSeq names its product talin rod domain-containing protein 1-like. NCBI's taxonomy places the organism in Eukaryota, Metazoa, Chordata, Actinopteri, Salmoniformes, Salmonidae. Gene Ontology annotation, molecular function: actin binding. The record is from RefSeq and is a predicted model, not a curated record. The coding region runs from base 73 to 1023 and encodes 316 amino acids. The transcript has a single exon.
AGCAGCACACAGAGCAGCAGCGUGCAGCAGAGGAAGAAGCUGUCGUCCAUCUGUGACACGUGUAAGGGCAAGAUGCAGCUGGUUGCCGACCUCCUCCUGCUCUGCAGCGAGACACGGCCCGUGGUCACCGCGGACGGCGUGGCUGUGGCCGAGACCUUCGAGCAGUGCCGCGACACGGUCAUCGCCCGCACCAAGGAACUCUCCAUCCUCACCCACGACAUCCAGUCGCAGCUCAACAUGGGCCGCUUCGUCGAGGUGGGAGACCGCUUACUAGAGAUGGGGGACCUGGUGGUGUCGUUGACCGAGUGUUCGGCGCAUGCCGCCUACCUAGCGGCGGUAGAGACCACGGGUUCUCAGCCGUGUCUGCCAGGGCUGGUGGACCGCUACAAAGUGACACGGUGCCGCCACGAGGUGGAGCAGAGCUGCAGCAUCCUCCGGGUCACAUCGCUGCCGGACCUCACGCCCCAGCUACUCCUGGAGCUAUCUCAGAACAUCUCCCGCAGCCUCAAGACCCUGACAGACGCCUCGGGCCUGGCCAGCGAGAGGUCCAAGGACCGCUUCGCCAAGGAACAGUUCAAGCUCAGCGUCAAGAGCAUUAGCACGAGCGGCACGGCCCUCUUGGCCUGCGUCCGUGAAGUCAAGACGCAGCCCAGUGAGCUGACGCGCAACCGCUGCGUCCUGUUCAGCGCGGCGCUGGUCCAAGCGGUAAACGCAUUGGUCGGGUUCGCCACGGAACCGCAGUUUCUAGGCCGGGCGGCGAGCGUGUCGCCUGAGGGGAAGGGUGUGCAGACGGCGGUUCUGGGCGGCGCCAUGAGCGUGGUGUCAGCGUGCGUCCUCCUCACUCAGGGCCUCCGGGACGUCUCCCAGCAUCCAGAGAGCAGUACUAAGAUGGCAGACUACAGGGAGCGCUUGCGCAACUCGGCGUGCGCGGUGUCGGACGGCUGCACGCUGCUCUCACAGGCGCUAAGGGAGAGGUCUUCACCCAGGACUCUACCGCCAGUCAAUUCCCAUUCUGUGAAUUAGUUGAAUAAAGAAAUAGAAAUAAACCCAUUCUAGAAGUGAUCGUGGAUGAGAAAAUCCCAUCUCUAUCUCCUUGUUUUGGCAUACCAAAGAGACUGGCUCGGAUUGGCCCAGUUCGUUUAGGGUCGGGAGGUUGAGUGAGAGCAGAGAGCGAACACAAAGGAAGGAGUCUGGAUCUGGUUCUACGGAUGAGAUAGGUGUGCUGUGUUUGGAGUUUUACUGAGCUUAGAAGUAACAACAUCGGAAAACAAGGUUUUGGUUGCGCUGGAUGUGACCAGAACCUCACCGUAAGAAACAGACAACUUAAACUCAGUCUCCUAUUUACAUACACCUGUUGGCCUUCUCUUUGCCAAAAACAAACAUACAAUGAUCUUAAAACCUGAUAAAGUUUACCUCAGUUUUCAGCUAUGGUGAAAACGCCAGAUAUGAAAUGAUGGAUGUAGCCUGCCGUGUGUGUGACCUAUCACCUAUGACCUAUGACCUAUGGACCCCCAGGUGACCUGUAGUAGAUGUACAUGUGCUCUAGUGAGAGUAGGAAGUAAGAAGAAGAGUGUCCUCCAUCGCUUGUGUUUUUCAAUGUGUGAAAUUCUUAAAAUGGGUAAAAGCUGCUGUGAGUGUGUGCCAUAGGUUUUACACUAUCUACCAGACUUACCAUAGUAUUGUUCAUGUGUUUUUUUUGA